AACUGUUGACUUUUUAGCCCCCGUUUCCUCAUCUACCACCACCUCUGACAUGGAAAUUAUUUUCUGAGUACUUCACACAUGAGCUCUCCAUUAUUCUAACAGUUAGAUUGGGAGAAGGGGGAGGCCCAUAUCUUAUUUUCUCCAUUCCAGAGCCUAAUCCCAGAAUUGUCCCCACCCACUAGUACUCACACAACCUUGUCAUAGGGCGACUAUUACCACUCCCAAGGUGUCACAAACAGAAAGGAGUUGCCGCUGGCACCGCUGCAAUGCUAGGGCAAGGCAGCCAGGCUGCGCUCUUUCCUCACUGGUGUCUGGGCUUGGCUAAGCCAGGAGAAGCAGCAUUCUCUAAGGGAAAGAAGCCUUCUCAAAUGGGAACAAAAAUGAGUGUGAGGCGCACACCCAUCCUGGGCUCUAUGUGAAUUUGGGCUCUUCAGCACCUGUUGCCUUCACAAGCAGCUUUUCCUCCUCCUUCUCUGCACUCCCCAGAACCAAAGAAUGUGAAGGGAGUCCAUGGAGGGCUCACGUCCCCGCGCCCCGGGCGGCCACUUAGCGCCCUCACCGCCGGCCUUCGACGGCGAACUGGAUCUGCAGCGCUACUCCAACGGGCCAGGAGUGAGCACCGGGUCUCCAGGAAUGGGAGCGGUGGGCUGGUCUGAGAGUCGCACUGGCGAAAGGCGCUUUCCCUGUCCUGUAUGCGGGAAGCGCUUCCGUUUCAACUCCAUCCUGGCUUUGCACCUGCGGGCGCACCCAGGCGCCCAGGCCUUCCAGUGCCCGCACUGUGGCCACCGUGCAGCGCAGCGGGCCCUAUUGCGCUCGCACCUGCGCACGCAUCAGCCUGAGCGCCCGCGCAGCCCCGCUGCGCGCCUGUUGCUGGAGUUGGAGGAGCGUGCGCUCCUGCGUGAGGCCCGUUUGGGGAGAGCCCGAAGCUCAGGGGGCGUGCAGGCCGCCGCUGCCACUGAGGGCCUGACACGGCCCCAAGCUCCGUCGUCGUCCUCCUUCCGUUGCCCCUUCUGCAAAGGCAAGUUUCGCACUGCGGCAGAGCGCGAACGCCACCUGCACAUCCUGCACAGGCCCUGGAAGUGCGGCCUAUGCAGUUUCGGCUCCAGCCAGGAGGAGGAGCUACUGCACCACAGCCUGACAGCCCACGGAGCUUCUGAGCGCCCCCUGGCGGCCACUUCGGCUGCGCCCCAACCUCCGCCUCAGCCUCCACCUCAGCCAGAACCCAGAUCGGUCCCCGAGCCUCCGGAGCCUGAGCCGGAGCCCGAACGUGAGGCAACCCCUGCCCCCGCUCCUGCCGCUCCGGAGGAGCCCCCUGCGCCUCCAGAGUUCCGUUGUCAAGUGUGUGGCCAGAGCUUUACGCAGUCCUGGUUUCUCAAGGGCCACAUGCGUAAGCACAAGGCCUCCUUCGAUCAUGCGUGCCCCGUGUGUGGCCGCUGCUUCAAGGAGCCCUGGUUCCUUAAGAACCACAUGAAAGUGCACGCCAGCAAGCUGGGCCCACUGCGUGCGCCGGGGCCUGGUUCCGGGCCUGCCCGGGCCCCCCAGCCGCCUGACCUGGGCCUGCUGGCCUAUGAGCCACUGGGCCCCGCGCUGCUUUUGGCCCCAGCGCCCACCCCGGCCGAACGCCGUGAGCCUGCAAGCCUGCUGGGCUACCUGAGCCUGCGAGCUGGCGAAGCUCGGCCCAAUGGUGAGGGUGCAGAGCCUGGGGCUGGCCGCAGCUUCGGAGGCUUCCGGCCCCUGCCGUCUGCUCUCCCAGCCCGGGCUCGGCGGCACCGUCCUGAGGAGCCUGACGAGGAAGAGGAGGUGGUAGAGGCGGAGGAGGAGACCUGGGCUCGGAACAGGGCACUAGGCCCUCUGGCUUCACUGCACCCGCGCCCAGGGGAGGGGCCGGGGCACUCAGCACCUGCUGCGGGGGCCCAGGCAAGGCCCACCGCCACACAGGAAGAGAAUGGGCUGUUAGUUGGAGGGACCCGGCCUGAAGGGGGCCGAGGGGCCACCGGCAAGGAUUGUCCCUUCUGCGGAAAAUCUUUCCGCUCAGCGCAUCACCUCAAAGUACACCUGCGAGUACACACAGGCGAGCGCCCCUACAAGUGUCCACACUGCGACUACGCAGGCACCCAGUCUGGCUCGCUGAAGUAUCACCUGCAGCGCCACCACCGGGAGCAGAGGAGUGGGGCUGGCCCCGGGCCACCCCCGGAGCCACCGCCCCCUUCCCAGCGGGGCUCAGCCCAGACAUCCGGGGCCAAGGCGGCCUCGCAGCCUGCGACUUGGGUGGAGGGCACCGCAAGCCCCCGGUCUUCUAGCGCCGCUGUACAAGGGUCCCGUCGAAAGCCCUCUAGCCCCGGGAGGACCCUGCGCAACGGGCGAGGCGGUGAGGCCGAACCCCUGGACCUGUCCCUGCGGGCGGGGCCGGGAGGCGAGGCCGGGCCAGGGGGUGCCCUCCACCGUUGCCUCUUCUGCCCCUUCGCCACUGGAGCCCCGGAGCUCAUGGCCUUGCACCUGCAAGUGCACCACAGCCGUCGAGCUCGGGGCCGCCGGCCGCCCCCGGCUGAUACUUCCCCACCCUAUAUCCGAGCACCAUCAGGAGAGACCCCUCCCAGUCCUCCGCAGGAAGGGGAGGAGGGCCCCGGGCUGUCGAGAUCCGGAGAGGUGGGGCUGGGGGGUCAAGAACGGUAGGGAGCCCUCUUAGGGGCAGUUAGCUUAGUGAGCUUACCCCGCGGGAGCGGGGAGCACUAGAGGUAGUUGGGUAGAGCAGCCAGCAGGGGGCAUCGUGGGACCCAUAUCCCAGCCCCAGGUGGACCAGAGGUGAAGGGUGUGGAGGGCCUAGGAGGGUGGGCAGGCGGUACCCACCCAGGGGAGUCACAGUGCCUUAGAAGUGGCAGGGGUGAGGAUCAAAGAACGGGGUCCCAGGGCUGGCAGAGAGGGUUGUGCCCCUGUUGAGGAGUCGCUCUGCCAGUCCUUGCUGGUCCAUAGGCGUGAGAGUUUAUUUUUGUACAAUGGGUGGGGGUGGGGGGCACUGUACCCUUCUAAGCCCCUUCGGGGGGCCCUGUAGACGUUGCUAUUUUUGGUACGAUUCCUGUCAUCCCUGUCGCAGAGUUGUGUCCCUAAUAAACAGGUGUCUUGAGGCACAGGACACUGUGUCGGUCUGCCUAUGUCCUG
This is a messenger RNA of Rhinolophus ferrumequinum (greater horseshoe bat), 3156 nucleotides long. RefSeq names its product zinc finger protein 219 (gene ZNF219). Gene Ontology annotation, biological process: regulation of DNA-templated transcription. The transcript is spliced from 5 exons. Lineage: Eukaryota; Metazoa; Chordata; Mammalia; Chiroptera; Rhinolophidae. The coding region runs from base 511 to 2673 and encodes 720 amino acids. The record is from RefSeq and is a predicted model, not a curated record. Gene Ontology annotation, molecular function: RNA polymerase II cis-regulatory region sequence-specific DNA binding; DNA-binding transcription factor activity, RNA polymerase II-specific. Gene Ontology annotation, cellular component: nucleus.